Molecule: messenger RNA, 7974 nt
Organism: Ceutorhynchus assimilis (cabbage seed weevil)
Lineage: Eukaryota; Metazoa; Arthropoda; Insecta; Coleoptera; Curculionidae
Source: the annotation of a GenBank genome assembly
CUUCAUUAAAUCUUCAGCAAUCUGCAUAAAUAAUCUCUCGACAUUAUCCGAUUCCUUAGCAGAAGUCUCUAAAAAAUACAUGUUAUGCCUUUCAGCAAAUUCCUCGCCAACUUGUAUAGGUAUUUCUCGGUCGUCCCUAUCAAUUUUAUUCCCAACUAAAACCCUCAAAACUUUACUGCUGGCGUACUCUUCAAUUUCCCUCAGCCAAUCUGGCAAACAAUCAAACGUAGGCUGACAAGAAAUAUCGUAAACCAAAAUUAAGGCAUGUGCUGAUCUAUAGUAGCUUUGGGUAAUUGAUCGGAAACGUUCUUGUCCUGCCGUGUCCCAUAUUUGCAGCUGAUGAAUAAAUUUGUUAGAAAUUGAUCAAAGUUGUAUAUCCUGUUCAAAAUCCAAUGUCCACAGGUGCAGGUAAAUUUAUCACCUUUCCCUAUCAAAUAGCAUUGAAAGGUGAUAAAUUUUACCUGUACCUGUGAAUGGAUAAUAGUUAUUAAGUGAGCUUACUUUAACUUUUUCAUUGCCAACAUCGACAGUUUUAAUCAUAAAAUCGACUCCUAUUGUCGCUCCUUGACCCGGAGGAAAUAAUCCUUGGGUAAACCUGCGAACCAAGCAAGUUUUGCCAACUCCUGCAUUGCCUACGAGGACUACUUUGAAGAGGAACUUGUAAUCGUCCAUAAUAAUUUCUUCAAUAAAUAUUAGCAAUUCCAACGAUUAAAAUCUUAAAAUUUCCUGUUUCUGAAACAGACGAUUGGCCAAUAAGUUUAAAAUUUCAUGGUGCAUGAUUCAAACAUACCUCCUACCUGUUUAAAUUCUUUGGGUUGUUUUUAUUGUACAUUUUGUUUUACUAGAUAUGUGAUUUUAAUAUUUUUAAUAAGUGUUUACGUGUAAUUUACAUAAAUGCUUGUUUCCGUAACUUGCUAUUUAAUUUUAAUUAUUUGAAAAACUUUGCAAAUUGUGUACUUUUAUAAAUAAAAUACAAUAAUAAAGUCAAAGCUUUGACAUUUGUGUUACGUUACAAUUUUUGAAUUGACAUUUCAUUACCGUGAAGUUAGUCCUCGUUAACCACUGAGUGCUCGGAGCAUGUUUUAUUUCUUUUCCCUUUGAUGAGAAGAACAAGGAAAAAAAAAACAAUCCAGCAGCUCCGAGCGUCUACUAGAACUUUACUUAGUAUAGAAAUAAAAAUUUAGAUGGCGCAACCUUCGCACAGGCCACGUAAGUUUUGACACUGACUUAAAGACAGUGACGUUUCAAUUAAUUUUUAUUCCCUUUUAGAAAAUUUCUAUAAGGAAAAGUGUUAAUUAAAAAUGUUAUACGUUUUAAAAUAUUUUGUUAUCUAGUUUUAGUUAAAUUCUGCUCUAACAAGACCUUAUAGAAAUCAUGGCGGAACCAAAUGGAGUGGCUAUGCAACAGCAACAAGCAACAAAACCACAAUAUCAAUUCAAUGGUAUCCAUUCGAACCAUUCUUCCAGAGGAGCUUCGCCAGCCUCUCAGCUACCACCAAUUAGAGGCAAUAUUCCAAUGUCCCAAUUACCACCUUCGAGGGGCCCAAUAGAUGCAGUUACACAAAAAAUUGGUCAGUUAAGUGUUUCAGGUCAGAACACUCCUAAUAUUAGCCCGAAUAAGUUGAAAACGUCCACACCCAAUCCAGAAGGAAUUCAAAAUCAUAGACCAGUGUUUAGUGAAAACCCAUCCCCUGUAGUGCCAAGCAAUAUGGAAAGUGUGCCAUUAAACGAUAAUGGGAGUUCAGAUAUUGCAAAUAGAAAUUUGCCAGCACCACAAAAUGCUUUAAAUAGUAACAUCUUUACUAGUUCAAAUCAAAGAACUCAUCUUAGUGGUGGGAUACCACCAACCCAGCAAAAUGUUCUUCCAAAUCGACCUCAAGUAAAUCUGCCUUCAACAUCAAACGUUAUAGGACAGAACUAUUUUUCACAACCAAAUAAUGUUCCUCAGGUAUUACAAAAUCAGAAUAUGCCACCACAAAACCAGAUGUUUAGCAGUUCUCAAAGUGGCCAGGUAUUACAAAAUAAGAAUAUGUCACCACAAAACCAGAUGUUUAGCAGUUCUCAAAGUGGCCAGUCUGUUAGUAAUUUUGGACCUUCAGCAGUAGCAGCAGCAUUUCCAUCACAAAUUAGACCACCAACUAUGAAUCCUCAGCAACAAAACUUUGCUCAAUACCCGCAGCAAGUUAAACCUACAACUCAACCACCUAGUCAACCUCAAUUUAGAGGAGUUCAACAACCACCCCAAUUCAACACAGGACUACCUGCUAGAACUUCUCCUUACAAUCAACUAGGACAAGGACAAGUUUUACAACCCCCUACUCAAAGACUCAAUCCACAAAUAAAUUAUAAUGCAGGUCCUGUUGCUGCACCACCUCCUAGUUUAAAUGGACCAUCAACUUUGCCUCCAAGAGCAGCAUUGGCUUCCAACAGAUAUCCUACAAAUAUGCCCCAACAACAACAACAACCACCUGCAAACAAUAUGCAAAAUUUAUCCUACCCCAAUCAACAAUACACUGCUCAACAACCUGGAGUAGUUCAAACCGGAUUCAACAGAUUAUGGGGUUCAGAGCAUCACGAUUUACUUCAACUACCUAAUAUAUUGCCCCCAACAAAAAUACCCGCUCCACAAAUCAAUUUGGGACAAGAACAGUUGAAUCAAGCUAAUUGCAGUGCCGAAGUGUUCAGGUGCACCGUCACAAAAAUACCAGAGACUGCUGGGCUUUUGCAAAAAAGCCGUUUACCUUUAGGACUACUAAUUCACCCUUUCAAGGAUUUAAGUUACUUGCCAGUGAUUCAAUGCAACGUAAUAGUGCGGUGUAGAUCUUGCAGGACUUACAUAAAUCCGUUUGUGUAUUUCGUGGACACAAAAAGGUGGAAGUGCAAUCUUUGCUUUAGAGUCAACGAGUUGCCUGAAGAAUUCCAAUACGAUCCUGUCACCAAGACUUAUGGAGAUCCGUCUCGAAGACCCGAGAUCAAAAGUAGUACUAUUGAAUAUAUUGCUCCUGCCGAGUAUAUGUUGAGACCGCCACAGCCUGCGGUUUAUUUGUUUUUGCUGGAUGUGUCAAGGCUUGCUUUCGAGAGUGGUUACUUGGAAGUCUUGUGCAAUGUUUUAUUGGAAGAAUUAAAAAACUUACCUGGUGAUGCCAGAACCCAAAUAGGUUUCCUAGCCUACGAUUCCGCCCUGCACUUUUUCUCGCUAGCCGAAGGCCUAAAUCAGCCCCACGAGAUGACAAUUUUGGACAUCGACGAUGUCUUUUUGCCCACCCCGGAUAACUUGCUAGUCAAUCUCAAGGAUAGAAUGGAAAUGGUUGAGGAUUUAUUAAAACUGCUGCCUCAAAGGUUCAGUAAUACUUUCGAUGGCAAUAGUGCUUUGGGGGCUGCUCUACAGGUGGCGCAUAAAAUGAUGGGAGCUACUGGUGGUAGAGUCUCUGUGUUUCAAUCAAGCCUCCCUAACACGGGACCUGGCGCAGUAACCGCCAGAGAAGACCCGUCGCAAAGAUCAACCGCGGAAACUCCACUCCUAAACCCAGUAAACGAUUUCUACAAGAGGCUCGCCUUGGAAUGUUCCGGACAGCAAAUUGCUGUCGAUUUGUUUGUUGUUAAUUCGCAAUACGUCGAUAUGGCUACUAUCUCUGGAAUCAGCAGGUUUAGUGGAGGUUCAAUUCAUCACUUUCCACUAUUCAAAUCCACAAGGCCUUUGGCCGUUGACAGUUUCCAAAAAGACCUCAGGCGGUAUUUGACAAGAAAAAUUGGUUUCGAGGCAGUCAUGAGGGUAAGGUGUACCAGAGGAUUAGCUAUACACACUUUCCACGGAAACUUCUUCGUCCGAUCAACCGAUUUACUUUCCUUGCCAAACAUCAACCCUGACUCUGCCUUUGGUAUGCAGGUAGCAAUCGAGGAAACAUUAACAGACACCCAACAGAUAUCUUUUCAAGCUGCCUUAUUGUAUACUUCAAGCAAAGGUGAAAGACGAAUAAGAGUUCACACGCUUUGCCUGCCAUUAGCCAAUACCUUACAAGAUGUCAUCAAUUCAGCCGAUCAACAAUGUAUUGUUGGUUUGUUGGGAAAAAUGGCCGUGGACAGGUCGAUGCAAUCGUCUCUGUCUGACGCACGCGAAGCAUUUAUUAACGCAGCUGUAGACCAAUUGACUGCCUACAAAUUCUCUCUCAACAUGGGAAAUAGUACAAAUGGAUUAUUAGCUCCGGAAUGCCUUAAACUUUUACCUCUGUUUAUAGCGGCUAUUUUAAAACAUCCUGCAUUUAGAAUAGGGACUGCUACCAGGCUUGACGAUAGAGUAAAAGCAAUGAUUGAUAUGAAAACUUUGCCCUUACCACUUUUAAUGCAACAAAUAUAUCCUGAUUUAUAUCCAAUUCAUAAUUUGGAACUUCAAGAAGUAAUUUUAAACGGCGAAGAAGAACCAGUCCCAUUGCCUCCAAGACUACAUUUAAGUUCUAGAUGUUUAGAAAAUAAGGGGGCGUUCCUUAUGGAUUGUGGCGACCACAUGAUGAUCUUGGUAGGACCGAAUGUUUCUAGGGAAUUUUUAAACGGUGCUUUAGGUGUGGAUGAUUAUCAAAGUAUCAAUGACGGCAUGCUCGAAAUACCAGUUUUAGAUAAUUUAGCCAAUCAGAGACUGCAUCAAUUUAUCAAUUAUCUUAACGACGAAAAACCUUAUAAUGUUUCUUUGCAAAUUAUACGGGAUAAUAGUCCGAAUCGUGGGGUAUUUUUAGAAAAAUUGAUCGAGGAUAGGUUAGAAAAUUCAUUGUCUUAUCAUGAGUUUUUGCAACAUUUGAAAACUCAAGUGAAAUAACAGCGUUCUGAGGGACACAAUUACUGACAAAUAAUGGAUUUUGGUAAACAAUAUUUUCACUAUUGAGAGGUGCACUGAAUUGUAUAAAAGUACUCUGCACAGCUCAAUGUCAGAAGGAACACUAUUUAAUCUUAAUUUUAAAACUAUUUAUUUUCCUUUUAAUUAAAUAAUGUCUGGAUGAACAUUAUGAUAAACUUUACCUUGUAUAAAAUGUCAAGACUUGUUAAUAAAUUUAAGGUGAAUCGAUGGUUGGGCUAGAUAGAAGAAAAUAUAUGAAUUGUGGAAUAUUACUUUGCAACCAUUGUUAAUUAAUUUUGUAAAUAUGAAGGAGUUUAUUGGUGUCCACCUUUAUAAUUAUUAUUAUUUCAAAGAAAACCCAUAUUUGGUUUUACUCUUAUUGUUUUAAGUUGUAGAAGAAACACCAAAAAUUACUGAAUAUUUUAUUUGCAAAUAUUUUUUGUUGUUAAAAACAGGUCGGUUAGAUUUAAGUGCGAAAGAAGAAAGGAGUGUUGAAAAACUAUAUUUUUCUUUUUUGUUUAAUAUAUUAUUGAUGUAUUUUAUUUGGAUUGCAUUUUUGUCGUACAUACACAUAUUAUAUUAUGGUGUUUUUAAUUAUUAUUAUUAUUAUUAGUCAGUUUAUGAUAUUUUUAUUUAUUGUGAUAUAAGAUUUUCUUGUUUUUCUUUGAGGAGAAAAUAUUAAACAAAUUAGCAAUAAUGUUGGGGUUUUUAUUGACUGUCUUUAGAAGCAUGGAGAAAUUCAAUUUUUCCGAGACAAAAACACAAAUUUUUGAGGAUUCCAAACUUCAAUAUUCUAGUUUACCAAUGUCUUCUCAAUCACCUAUACAAAUUAUAUACUCGCAUAAUAGUAAAUCGAGUAACACAGAGACUAAUAGAAAGAUCCAUGCUUGGAUUGACUAGAGGAAUAAUGAGAUCCGCAUAAAAACUGCUCUGUUAAGUAAAAUGUUGAGUUUAUUAUCUCGUCUAGAAUUUUUUUUGUUUGGAUGACAAAUAAAGAAUAAAUAUUGCUAAAAAGUUCCACAACAAAAACCAGCUUUAUUAAGAUUUUUUUACUUAAAAGAUUGUGCAUUCCUUUUAGCAUUCUUAACUAACAUAUUUAAUUCAACAUUUUUCUUCUUUCCUUUGCCUUCUGUUUUCAUUUUCUUGGUUUCUUUAGCGUCAUUGUUGCCUUCAUUGCGCCUCUUUAUUUUUUCCUGUAUCAACGUUUCCAUUGCUUUUGUCUUUUUGAAAUGUGGAUCUGUUGGAUCAAUGUUAUAAUGAUGACUAGUGAAAAUGGCCGAGAAUCUUUUGUCUUCAACAUUAACUUUGAAAUUGUCCUCUUCUUUUUCUUCUUGGUUAUUGUGUUUUUUGUUCUUUUUCUUCUUUUUGUUUUUACUCUCACUUUCAUUGUCUUGGAUUUUCUUCAAAUUGAAAUGCUUUUUCUCUUUAGUUUCUUCACCGUUCAUUAAAAGCAAAUCUAGCUCUGCUUGUUUUUGUUUAUCUUCUUCUGUAUCAUUGUCGUUCUUUUUUAUGUUUUUCUUGUUUGUGGGUUUCUUUUUGAAUUCAGGGUUGUUAAACUCUUCAGCAAAAUAUGGAUCAUUCAUGUCAAUAUCUGAAGGUAUGUCGCUGUUCUCUGAUUCAUCUUCCUUUGGUUUCUUUUUCAAUUCCUUUUUUUCUUUGCGUUUCUCUUUUCUCUUAUCCAAAUACUCUUGGAAAGGUGUUUUUUCUGCAUUAUUUUUUAAUUUAUCUUUCGCCAAUUUAUCUGUUUUUGUUUUCAAAUCUAUUCCCCAGGAAAUUUCCAUCCCAAUAUCUUGAUUUUUCUUUUCUUCCUCUUUUACUUGAAUAUCUUGCAGCAAAGCUUUGUAUUUGUCAAUAGCAUUACCUGAUUGUGAAUUAGCAUCAGAAUCAGAGCCAUCUUGCUCAUCAUCCAAGUCUUCUUCAUCGCUACUGCCAGCUAAAUAAUUUUGCAAAUCGUGCUCAGAAAUAUCAUCCAUUUUACCACUAUUAAUUUUUUCAGCAAACUCUACUCUAUCUGGAUUUGUUUCGUCCCAAGUCAAUUCCACUUUAGCUUGUUGCAAUGCUGUCGUAGUGAAAAAUCUUGGUUCAUAUUUUUCAGGCAAUUUAUCACACAUUUCUUUUGGGGGGUCAUCAAAUGUCAUAUCAUCUGGUAUGAACCUCAAAUCAAUUUUCGUUGCACUAGAUUCAUAUUCCAUACCAUCACAUUCUGUAUAAAUUUUAUUAGCAGAAUUGGCAUUAUCAAAUGUGAUGACUGCAUAAUAAUAUUUUAGACGGUUGAGUUGGUACUGUCUUAAUUUUUCCAUGUGAUAAUUGGACCCUUCUUCAGUUUCAUCGUCAGAUUGGUGAUUUUUUCCGGGUUCAACUAACUCAAUUGGGCCUUUGGUUUCUUCUUCUUUCAGCCGCUUCUUUCCAAAUUCUGAAGGAUAAAUCACUACAGACUGUAUAAUACCACCUGAUGGAAGAAACGAAUUGAAAAGCACCAUAAGAUCCAGAGCUCUAAUUCUGUCCCAAUCCAAAUUACAAGCAGCCAAUCGAUUUGUCGCUUCUUCGGUUUGUCCUGCGUCAGCAUCCAGUUCGCCCCAUCUAUGAUCUAUUUGCUCAGACUCUGAGACUUCUUCAUCAGUUUCUUCAUCGUCAGAUGAACUUUCUGAUUGCAAAGUUCUUUCUCCUCUGGCAUAAUCAACGGUCAGGUUUCGUAAUUUAUCCUUGAUUGUUUUGGAUAGUUUUUCGUCAGUAUUCUCAAUAUCUAGGGUUGGUUUCUCUUCUUCACUUUCACUACUUUUUGGAGACACUUCUGCUUCAUUUUCACUCUCAUCUUCUGAGGUUUCUUCUUCUGAGCUCAACUCAUAAUACCGCUUCAAAUCUUCUUUUGAAUGGUGUUUAACAGGUCUGCCCCUUUUAUCUGUCGUAUAUUUCACUUGAAACUUUUUAUCUGUAAACAUAGAUUGGAACCUUUUGUCGAUUUUCACUUUGCUUUGGCCCUUCGGUAUCCUUCGGAAUUUUGGGUCUUUGGCUAUAUGUUUGAACCGCUUAUCGUCCAUGAUUUUUUUUCCUUAUUAUUCAAGAAAAUUACUGAUAAAAACGAGACUAAACAAUCACAAAUCUUAUGGAGAAAAGUAAAUGCAAAAUGUGUAGAAGAAAGUAGAAACUGAG